AAGUAAAAAUUUGAAAUUCCUCGGUCCUCACAUAGGAAAAGAAGCGGUGUUUGAAUUUGAGGGGUGAAUGGAUCAAUCGUUCCUUGUAAUGGUCUCGAAUCUCCUCCAGCUCCACAACUCCCUGGACCCCACCAGCUCCCUCCUCUCCGACGCCGACGGCGCAUCCUCCCUCCUCCACUCCUCCUCCGUCGCCCCUCUCCUCUUCUUCACCAUCGCCUCCGUCCUCUCCUUCGUCGCCUCCACGCGCCCCUCUCCUUCCUCGGACUACUCUGUCUCUGCCUUCCGCACCCUCUCCACAGAACACAUCUGGUCCCUGGAAGCCCCUCUCCGCGACGCCCACUGGCGCUCCCUCUACGGCCUCUCCUACCCCGUCUUCACCACUGUCGUCGACAAGCUCAAGCCCCACAUCGCCCUCUCCAACCUCUCCCUCCCCUCCGACUACGCCGUCGCCAUGGUCCUCUCCCGCCUCGCCCACGGCCUCUCCGCCAAAACCCUCGCCUCCCGCUACUCCCUCGACCCCUACCUCGUCUCCAAGAUCACCAACAUGGUCACCCGCCUCCUCGCCACCAAGCUCUACCCUGAGUUCAUCAAGAUCCCCGUCGGCCGCCGCCGCCUCCUCGAAACCACCCAGGCCUUCGAGGAACUCACCUCGCUCCCCAACAUGUGCGGCGCCAUCGACACCACCCCCGUCCACCUCCGCAUUAACCCUAACCCUAACAUUUACCGCUGCCGCUACGGCUUCCCUUCCUUGCUCCUCCAGGUCGUGUCGGACCACAAGAAGAUUUUCUGGGAUGUUUGCGUCAAGGCCCCCGGCGGCACCGACGACGCUACCCACUUCCGCGAUAGCCUCCUCUACCACCGCCUCACCUCCGGCGAUGUGGUGUGGGACAAGGUCAUCAGCGUCCGCGGCCACCACGUUCGCCCUUACGUCGUUGGUGACUGGUGCUUCCCUCUAUUGCCGUUUCUGCUUACCCCGUUCUCGCCUAGUGGAAUGGGGACUCCUGCGCAGAACCUGUUCGAUGGAAUGCUCAUGAAGGGAAGGUCUGUGGUUGUGGAGGCCAUUGCCCUUCUCAAGGGAAGGUGGAAGAUUCUACAGGAUUUGAACACCGGUGUUCACCACGCGCCGCAAACCAUCGUUGCUUGCUGCGUGUUGCAUAAUCUCUGCCAGAUUGCGAGGGAACCCGAACCAGAGCUGUGGAAGGAACCUGAUGAAAGUGGACCUCCGCCGAGAGUCAUGGACAGCGAGAAAUCGUUUUAUUACUUUGGGGAAAACUUGAGGCAAGCCCUAGCUGAUGACUUGCACCAGAAGCUUUCCUCAAGAUAGUUGUUUAGUUGUUGGAUUUGGAUAGUUACUUGCUUUACUAUAACUGCCUCGCCGCCAAGAGGAAGGAGGGUUCAAUCAAACACAGCAACCUCAACCUCAUAGUGUGUUUUUAUGAUUUUAAUUUCUGCGCUUCUUGUCGUUAGUAACCAGGUGUAGAAGUAGAUUACUCCAUGAUAAGAUUGUUGGUGGUGUCUAACUGUAAUGGCAUAGCUCUAGUCUCGUGAAUGUGAAUGUGGAGGAGUGGACUACUAACAUUGUUUUUUAUUCGUAUGAUAUAUGAAAUGAAGUGUUUCAAACCAA
This is a messenger RNA of Glycine soja, 1624 nucleotides long. RefSeq names its product protein ALP1-like. The record is from RefSeq and is a predicted model, not a curated record. NCBI's taxonomy places the organism in Eukaryota, Viridiplantae, Streptophyta, Magnoliopsida, Fabales, Fabaceae. The transcript has a single exon. Bases 68 to 1324 code for a protein of 418 amino acids.